Pelobates fuscus (common spadefoot toad) is the source of this 3126-nucleotide messenger RNA. It is a transcript of the gene NR2F1, whose product is annotated as nuclear receptor subfamily 2 group F member 1. Lineage: Eukaryota; Metazoa; Chordata; Amphibia; Anura; Pelobatidae. The record is from RefSeq and is a predicted model, not a curated record. The transcript has 3 exons. Gene Ontology annotation, molecular function: RNA polymerase II cis-regulatory region sequence-specific DNA binding; nuclear receptor activity; zinc ion binding. Gene Ontology annotation, biological process: negative regulation of transcription by RNA polymerase II; cell differentiation; positive regulation of transcription by RNA polymerase II. Bases 1048 to 2286 code for a protein of 412 amino acids.
CCUGCUGUUUCCCUCAUGACACAUGGAGGUCUUGUACGACUAUUUUCCUCUUGACAAAAAAAAAUUGAAAAAAAUAAAAUAAAAUAAAAAAUUGAAAAAAAAAAAGGAAAAGGAAAAGAAGAAAAGAGAAGAAGGGGAAAAAAAGCAAAGGAAGAAAAAAAAAUAAAAAGAGGCAGAGUGGAAGUGUCUGAUCUCCUGCAACCUCCUGGCUCAGACUAUCCAACAGGACUGGUUCUUUCCUUGAAUGGCUGGCUGGGCUUUACCCUGGAUUUGGCCCCUGGACACUUACAAACCCUGAUCAGCUUUUUCUUUUUUUUUUUUUUUAUUAUUUCAAGAUUUAUUUAUUUUUUUCCCUCCCUCCUUUCCUCGGCCAGCUGCUCUCUCUCUCUCUCUCUGUUCAGCCCUAGUGCAGCAGGGAUCUCAGCCGCAGCACAGCCCAGGAAACCCUCAGCAGAGCAGCGGCAGCCCCCCGGAUCCCACCGCUGCAGCCCUCCAACCAGAGCCUGCUGCCCUCCCCACCCCCCAACCCCCCUGGCCUCCUUAUGUCUGCUCCUCCGUGCCCUGGGCAAAUUGGGGCAGCCAGCCCUGCCACCUCCCCAGCCUGAUCUGACGCUUCACCCUCCUCCAGCCACAGCCUGCAACCCGGAGACCAAUAAACACAGGCAAGGGGAGACAACACAAGGGGAGGGGGGCAAGCAGCAGCAAUUAAAUAAAUACACUCCCAGCCACUUCAGCAUCUUUUUAUAUAUACAAAUUAUACAUCGGUUGGCACUGAGAAUUAUUUUAUUUUUUUUAUCCAUAUUUUUUUUUUAUUCUACAUAAUUUUUUUUUUUUUUUUUUUUUUUUUAUUAUUAUUUUUUUUUUUUUUUCUUGUAAUAAGAGGAAGGUGGGGGGUGAAAUCCCUGCAAAAAGACAAAUCUAAGGAAACGGCUCCCAUCAACGGCAACCACGGCAGAGACAGCCAGCUUCUUCUUCUCCUCCUCCAAAAUCAGACCCCCCCCGACCCCGGCCAUCACCUCCCUCCCCAGUUCUUUCUGGGCCCGAGAUAUGGCAAUGGUAGUUAGCAGCUGGAGAGAUCCGCAGGAAGACGUGGCCGGGGGCCCCAAUAACCCGGGGGCGGCUCAGCCGGCCAGGGAGCCCACCCAAGCCCCCUCAGCGGCCCCCCACACGCCGCAGACCCCCAGCCAGCCGGGCCCCCCCUCCACGCCGGGCACCGCGGGGGAGAAGCAGCCGCAGGGUUCCGCGGGGCAGAGCGCGCAGCACAUAGAGUGCGUGGUGUGCGGGGACAAGUCCAGCGGGAAGCACUACGGACAAUUCACCUGCGAGGGCUGCAAAAGUUUCUUCAAGAGGAGCGUCCGCAGGAACUUAACUUACACCUGCCGGGCCAACAGGAACUGCCCCAUAGACCAGCACCACCGCAACCAGUGCCAGUACUGCCGGCUCAAGAAGUGCCUGAAAGUGGGCAUGAGGAGGGAAGCGGUUCAGCGAGGACGAAUGCCUCCAACCCAGCCGAACCCAGGCCAGUACGCCCUGACCAACGGGGACCCCCUGAACGGCCACUGCUACCUGUCCGGCUACAUCUCCCUGCUGUUACGGGCCGAACCGUAUCCCACCUCCCGCUAUGGCAGCCAGUGCAUGCAGCCCAACAACAUCAUGGGCAUCGAGAAUAUCUGCGAGCUGGCCGCCCGCCUGCUGUUCAGCGCGGUGGAGUGGGCCCGGAACAUCCCCUUCUUCCCGGACCUGCAGAUCACCGAUCAGGUGGCCCUUCUUCGGCUCACCUGGAGCGAGCUCUUUGUGCUGAACGCGGCCCAGUGUUCCAUGCCCCUCCACGUGGCCCCCCUGCUGGCCGCCGCCGGACUCCACGCGUCCCCCAUGUCAGCAGACCGGGUGGUGGCCUUCAUGGACCACAUCCGCAUCUUCCAGGAGCAGGUGGAGAAACUCAAGGCCCUGCACGUGGACUCGGCGGAGUACAGCUGCCUCAAAGCCAUCGUCCUCUUCACCUCAGAUGCCUGUGGUCUCUCAGAUGCUGCUCAUAUUGAAAGUCUACAGGAAAAGUCUCAAUGCGCCUUAGAGGAGUAUGUAAGGAGCCAGUAUCCCAACCAGCCUAGCAGGUUCGGCAAAUUACUUCUCAGGCUGCCCUCACUUCGUACUGUAUCUUCCUCAGUCAUCGAACAGCUCUUCUUUGUCCGUUUGGUAGGUAAAACCCCAAUAGAGACUCUCAUCAGAGACAUGUUAUUAUCUGGAAGUAGCUUCAACUGGCCUUAUAUGUCUAUCCAAUGUUCAUAGAGAACCUUCAAAGUGGACCUCAGACCAUGUGUGGUGGGGAGGUAGACUUAUCUAAAGACUUCCUAGAAUAUGGCUAUACCAAUAAAGAACUCCAUGUGUUUGGAAAAUUGAGCAGAAAUGGACCAAGGGAUUCUAAUAUUAAAUAAACUAAGGAUAUGGACCUUCCUUGGAUGUUCUGUGAACUGGGCUGGAUUAAUUUUGUACAGAGAUAAAAACAAAAAAUGGACUGACGAUAAAUCCCUUGUAGGAACAGCGCAAUCCCAUCCAAUGGAAACUGAUGUUAAUUUUGUAACAUAUUAGUCUUUCUUUUCAUUUUUUGUUGUUUUGUUUUUGUUUGUUUUUUUCUUUUUGUUAAAUUGGAUACAUUGUAUGCGCCUACAGACAGCAAGAAAUUCGAAUUAGGAAGAAAACAGUUUCCAAAUCAUUAUAUAAAAACAAAAACGAAAAAAAAAAAAGAAAUUGUCCUGUGUCUAUGUAUCUAUAUCUGUUUUGUAUUUUUUCUGGUUCCAAACCAGCAAUUCCUGUUUAUUCUCUACUAAUCAUUUUUGAUAUAACCCUUUGCUUAAUGAGUGCGAUAUAUAUGUUGUCGAAGCUAAUGUUCUCCAAGAAUUAAAAUUGAAGUGAGAAUUUAAACAAAAUAAAAAAAAAGACUUUAGCAAAAUCAAAUAUAUAUAAAUCUAUAUAAUAAACACUGUGUUUGGCUGUAAAGAUGUUGUUAAAAAAAAAAUGGCCAGUAGUGGUCUUCUGGUAAUAUAUCCCACAAUGGGGAGGUUUAUAUCUGGAUACAUUAGGCGAUUAUACAUUUUCUUGUGUGUUUGACGAGCAAUGAAACCACCGAUC